GAUUUCAAAUUGUAUUAACGUCUUUAGAUUAAAAUGACCAAUGUUGACUUUGAUGUGGAACUUCAGAAGUUCUCGGAGUUCUUGGCUUUGCCUGAAUCCUUUGAGAAGGAAGCUCUGGAAGUAGCAAACAGAAUAUUCAGGGUUCUUCAAGCUCAGGGGGACAUUAACCGAUGCAGGAUUGUAGGCGGGUUUGGAAAGAAGACCUCCACAUCUGUGAAGGCAGACCUUGAUGCGGUUGUGUUCAUCAAUAUGGAGAUCAAGGAUAAAACCGAUUCAAAGUUGUCUGGUAUCCUGGAAGAGUGGAAGAGGGUGCUGAAUGGUGCACUAGAGCACCCGCAGAUGGAGACCACUUCUAAAACAUUGAAAGUCAAGGUUGGAGAGAUAAGCCUGGAUAUUCUGCCGGCUGUCAACAUGUCCAAAGACCCCGAGAAUGUUGAAUACUCGCAGCUUAAGGAAACACUGAAGUACAUCCGGACUGAAGGAAAGAAUAAUCCUAGUCUUGCGAACCAGUUGUCUGCUGAGCUCGCUGAGUCCUCUCUCACUUUCCUGAAGGGUCAGUCCAAGUUUGCGCAUGAUUUUGCCAGGCUUGCCAAGUUCUGGAACCAGGGUCUGCUGUACCAUGAAUAUGUUUACGGUAGGAGCCUGAUAAUUGAGACUCUAGCUGUCCACUGCGCUAACCUGGAGGAGAACAACAAUGUGGAACCGUCCAUGAGCAACUGCUUAAAAAGGUUUUUUGAAGAGCUUGCCGACAUUCGUAAACUCUUCGUCUGGUUCGACAAGAACUAUUCUGAGAAUGAAAUACCAUCUGGUACGAUGACGCAGAGACCUUUACUCCUGGAUCCUACCAAUCCAUUCAACAAUCUUCUCGCUACUGGAGUUGAGUACACUUCUGCUGGGGUCAAGCCAGAUUUAGAGUUUUACACUUUUCUGGCACGUUGUGCAGCAGGAGCUCUUAAAACAUUGAACACAAGUUCUAUUCCUCAGAUUUUCUAUCCUCAUUUCCGCUACGCCGCUGUUCAGAGGGAGGUCAAAGUAAUCUUUAGCAAUUAUCUUGUCCAAAAUAACCAUGGUCAAGAGGACCCACCAAGAAGUAUGCCUGGACAUGAGAUAAGAAAAAAAGGAUUGAAUGAAGGGGUUCUGAGGUCUAUAUUUUCAUGUUUUGCAGUCAUCCAUAGAAUUUCCGAUUUUGUCUGUCCUAAUAUGACAGAUGAGCCUCGUACUGAAAUAGUUGAAAAGUUUCUGGGACAAGCAGGACCAUGGAAGACGUCAGCAGAUCUUCACAUCAACAGAGAUGUCACUGUUUACAUCCCAUGGAUCGCCAAAGAGAAGAUGUCCGUCAUCUCCUUUGAUGUAGAAGAAUUCUAAACCAGUAUCAUCUGGUUUUCAGAAUUUAAAUGUGUUUUUUUGAUUUUUUUGUUAUAGUCUUGAUUUUGUUUCGGUACCUUAAGGAUUCUAAUCCAGCUACAAUCUAUGCCAGUAAAUUUAUGACUAAUUUUGUUGGUCGAUGUUUUUCUUGUGAGCUGUAAAGCUUCUUAACAAGAGACUGUUUUUUUUAAUCUGUUCAGAUCAGUGAUUUUUUAGA
Molecule: messenger RNA, 1582 nt
Organism: Eurytemora carolleeae
Lineage: Eukaryota; Metazoa; Arthropoda; Copepoda; Calanoida; Temoridae
Product: 2'-5'-oligoadenylate synthase-like protein 2
Exons: 10
Coding region: 34-1365 (443 amino acids)
Biological process (GO): regulation of ribonuclease activity
Cellular component (GO): cytosol; membrane; nucleoplasm
Molecular function (GO): double-stranded RNA binding; 2'-5'-oligoadenylate synthetase activity
Source: RefSeq, a predicted model, not a curated record